Messenger RNA from Suillus paluster, 1781 nucleotides. RefSeq names its product heterokaryon incompatibility protein-domain-containing protein. Lineage: Eukaryota; Fungi; Basidiomycota; Agaricomycetes; Boletales; Suillaceae. The record is from RefSeq and is a predicted model, not a curated record. Bases 155 to 1639 code for a protein of 494 amino acids. The transcript is spliced from 2 exons.
UCCUCGUGUUUCUUCAUUUACAGCAGUUCACAAAGCUGUAUAAGCGAAAACUUCUUAUAUCGCUUGCAGGGCGUCUAGGGAGUCUCCCAGUCACCACCACCACCAUCAGAGGUCAUCAAUCACGACUUCCCAGUCACUGGGCGACGUUCUUAUCAUGAGCGCCUCUGCUUCCCCCAUAGACAAAGAACUCAAAGAAGUAUUCUAUGAGUACAUUGACAACGAGAUACCCAUCCAUCUACUUCAUAUCAGCAAAGAUGAUCAGAAGAUAAAAGUUCAACUCGUGAACCGGAACUUCAUCAAGGAGCGAUUCUUCGAUCCAGUCCUCAAAAAGAUUUCCGCAGAAUUCCCCAAAACAACGCCUAUGGACGAGGACAGGGAAGAUAGGAUCAAAGCGCGGCUGAAGGAAGAACUGAAAUAUGCCAUGUUCUCACAUAGAUGGUUGUCAGAUGAAGAAGAGCCUCUGCAUUGCGAUGUGUCGAAGGGACUGAUCGAACUCUCCGAUCGCCCCGGAAAAGGAUGGCAGAAACUUGAAAACUUUUGCCGUGCAGCGAUAGAUGACCACGAUUGCGAAUUCGCUUGGUCCGAUACGUGCUGCAUAGACAAAACUAGCAGCUCAGAGCUGGAUGAAUCCAUCCGCUCCAUGUUUCGCUGGUACAGGAAUUCUCAUGUGUGCAUCGCUCUACUGUCGGGAACGGCACACAUCGCAGCGCUUCAAAAGCAGGAGAAGGGUGAAAGAGGUGAAGAAGCGAAUAUCGAUGCUUGGUUCACAAGAGGGUGGACACUUCAAGAGCUCCUCGCUCCGUUGCGAAUCAAAUUCUACGGAAACGACUGGAAGCCCCUCAUCAAAGACCCUACGAACGACAGAGACAACGAGGUCAUCAUGUCAAAGAUAUCAGACCUCACGAACAUCGAUGUGACUGAUCUCCGGUCAUUCACACCUGGCAUAGACCGAGUGCCAGAAAAGAUGUUGUGGGCAUCCAGGAGACGAACGACUCGCAUCGAAGACGUCGCUUACAGCCUUAUCGGAAUAUUAGACAUCAGUUUCAUGAUUGCAUAUGGCGAGGGCAACAAAGCCUUCUUCCGCCUCAUGGAGGAGAUAUUGAAGAGAUACGACAAAUGGGACGUGUUUCUCUGGAGCGGACGUUGUUCCCGUUACAACGCGGCCCUCCCAAACGCUCCACACUGCUAUGUUGGGGGAUGUACGGAAACAUCUCACAGCGCAGUUGAUGAGGGCGCACCCUACGAGAAUGGAGAUAGGCGCUUUGCCUUGACCAACCACGGCCUUGAAGUCAGGGUUCUCCUACUGGAAGUCGAGGCAGACAUAAGCCAAUACUCGCACAACUCGUGCAUCACGUUCAGGCAUGAUCACUUUAAGGUGGAUGUAACGUACCUUGGUCCCAAGCACAAACUUCAUGACGCAAACUGGGCAAUAGGUGUCCUCGACUAUUGCGUAGUAAGCGACGAGGAAGGUUUCAUUGACAGGUCUAGUCCAUUUACCGGAUUCUUGCUGUCCUCGAAUGCAAAUGCAUCUCCUCAUCUCGCAGCAACCGCAAAGUGGAAAAAGGAGAUGACAAAGGAAGUUAUCAUAUUUCGUUCACCCGACCACGUAGAAGGACGUCCGACCCUGUUGUACCUUUAGCAUGACUUUUGCUAUUGAGCCUUUACUUGUAGAUCUUCUGCUCCUUCAAACUCUUUAUCUUGUGUACAGAUGCUUUUGAUAUGUUGCGAAUCAGUCAUUAGUAUACCAUGAUAUCAUGUGCUCAAUAGCUGAACCAAGGUUA